Phlebotomus papatasi is the source of this 1631-nucleotide messenger RNA. RefSeq names its product short/branched chain specific acyl-CoA dehydrogenase, mitochondrial. Lineage: Eukaryota; Metazoa; Arthropoda; Insecta; Diptera; Psychodidae. The transcript is spliced from 4 exons. Bases 256 to 1500 code for a protein of 414 amino acids. Gene Ontology annotation, cellular component: mitochondrion. Gene Ontology annotation, molecular function: acyl-CoA dehydrogenase activity; flavin adenine dinucleotide binding. The record is from RefSeq and is a predicted model, not a curated record.
GCAAGGAUAAAUAUGUUUUUAAGAAAAUUAAUUGAGGUAUUCACAUUCAAUUGACGGCAAUAGAAACCUGCUGGCGAGGCCAAAAUUGUUGUUUCACGAGGCAAUUCAUCAUUGUGUUAGUUGGAGCUCGACACCGAGCCCAGCGAUCGGGCAGUAACACAUUUGAUGAUAAUGUUCCACUUUUAGUGUUGGAAUCACUUGUGUGCCUAGUAGACGUUCCGGAUUCUUUGCUGGUGUGCUCGUAAAUCCUCCAUCAUGAAUAAUUUGCGCAGAAUUCCAGUGAGACAGAUUUGCCAGAGGAUCGUUCAGAAUGGACGAAUGUACAGCGAAGGGACCUUCGAAAAAAUUCCCCCUCUCACUACCUUAACAGACGAUGAGCAAAUGAUGAAGGAUACAGUGGCCAAGUUUUCCCAGGAGAAGAUCCUUCCUCAUGUAAAGGCCAUGGAUGAGAACAAUCUCUUUGAACAGUCUAUCAUUGAUGAGCUUUUUGCUCAGGGACUUAUGGGCAUUGAGAUCCCGACGGAACUUGGAGGAAGUGGUUGUAACUUCAUGACUAACAUCAUUGUUGUAGAGGAGCUUUCCAAAGUAGAUCCAGCUGUUGCUGCGUACGUAGAUAUCCACAAUACUUUGGUCAACUCUCUACUGAUGAAAGUAGGCUCUCAGGCACAGAAAGAGAAAUAUUUGCCACUCUUGGCCCAAAAGUGUGCCGGAAGUUUUGCUUUGACAGAACCUACAUCCGGUUCAGAUGCCUUCGCACUGAAGACAACAGCUAAGAAAGAAGGAUCCCACUACAUCCUUAAUGGUACCAAAAUGUGGAUUUCAAAUUCUGACGUAGCAGGAGUAUUCCUCGUUUUUGCUAAUGCUAAUCCAUCUGCUGGUUACAAAGGUAUCACGACUUUCAUUGUGGAUGGCGACUCACCAGGACUCGUGGUGGCUAAGAAGGAGAAUAAACUUGGUAUCCGUGCUUCGGGUACUUGUGUCCUCAAUUUUGACAAUGUCAAAGUCCCCGAGGAGAACUUGCUGGGCGAGUUCGGAAAGGGAUAUCAGUAUGCAGCUGGCUUCCUCAAUGAGGGUCGCAUUGCAAUUGGAGCACAGAUGGUGGGCCUAGCCCAGGGCUGUGUCGACGCUACAAUUCCAUACUUAUUGGAACGUAAGCAAUUCGGUCAGGAUGUCUAUUCCUUCCAGAGUAUGCAGCACCAGAUUGCCAGGGUGCUCACUGAGAUCGAAUGCGCCAGAUUGCUGACGUACAAUGCAGCACGUCUACAGGAGGCUGGCAAGCCAUUCACCAAGGAGGCCGCCAUGGCAAAGUAUUAUUCAUCAGAGAUUGCCCAGACAGCCACUAUUAAAUGUAUCGACUGGAUGGGCGGCGUGGGAUUCACCAAGGACUUCCCACAGGAGAAAUUCUACAGAGACGUGAAAAUCGGAGCUAUUUAUGAGGGAACAACCAACAUGCAACUCAGCACAAUUGCUAAGUUCAUCCGCAAGGAAUAUGGCGGAUAAACAGUGGAGUAAUUCUAAUCCUGCCCACAGUUUCCCAAGUGAUAUUUACGCCUAAAGAUCGCAUGCCAUCCUGCAUUUAUUUUCUCUGAGCAAAUAUUUUGCAAUUAAAACAGGUGAUUUUCAACUAGAAA